AUGUUACGUUCAAUUCAAAAGAAAAUAAUUAAAAUUCACAAAAAAAACCUCGACUGUGCUUCUAUCUAUCUAUCUAUCUAUGUAUACUUAAUGUCUCUCAGUUUAUUCAUAUCUAUCUAUCUAUCUAUCUAUCUAUCUAUCUAUCUAUCUAUCUAUCUAUCCUUAAUGUCUCUCAGUUUAUUCAUAUCUAUCUAUCUAUCUCAUUCUUUUCAUAUCUAUCUAUCUAUCUAUCUAUCUAUCUAUCUAUCUAUCUAUCUAUCUAUCUAUCUAUCUAUCCUUAAUGUCUCUCAGUUUAUUCAUAUCUAUCUAUCUAUCUAUCUAUCUAUCUAUCUAUCUAUCUAUCUAUCUCAUUCUUUUCAUAUCUAUCUAUCUAUCUAUCUAUCUAUCUAUCUCUAUAUAUAUAUAUAUCCCUAUCUAUUUAUCUAUGUCUACUUAAAUCUCUAUUCUAUCUAUCUAUCUAUCUAUCUAUCUAUCUAUCUAUCUAUCUAUCUAUCUAUCUAUCUAUCUAUCUAUGUUGCGCUAAGUGUACCGCUCCAUUCGAAGUUACAAUGGAAUCUGUCUUCGCUACACCGGAAAGAAAAAAGAAAAUCUUUAAGUGUCCAACCAUAUUUUCUCAUUGGUCUUGUUGAAAGACUUAGCAUUCGCUUUCCUGUCCAUACUUCUGCAUUCAUCUAG
Messenger RNA from Acanthosepion pharaonis, 675 nucleotides. The record is from the annotation of a GenBank genome assembly. NCBI's taxonomy places the organism in Eukaryota, Metazoa, Mollusca, Cephalopoda, Sepiida, Sepiidae.